Messenger RNA from Coccidioides posadasii C735 delta SOWgp, 2079 nucleotides. RefSeq lists its product as uncharacterized. Lineage: Eukaryota; Fungi; Ascomycota; Eurotiomycetes; Onygenales; Onygenaceae. Gene Ontology annotation, molecular function: zinc ion binding; DNA-binding transcription factor activity, RNA polymerase II-specific; RNA polymerase II cis-regulatory region sequence-specific DNA binding. Gene Ontology annotation, biological process: DNA-templated transcription; positive regulation of transcription from RNA polymerase II promoter by galactose. The record is from RefSeq and is a predicted model, not a curated record. Gene Ontology annotation, cellular component: nucleus.
AUGCCGCGACCAAAGGUGCAUCCCAACAAGCGCCAGAGGACGGCCCAGGCAUGCGUUCUCUGCAGAGCAUCCAAGAAGCGAUGCAGUGGCGCUGUGCCAUGCGGUCACUGCGUCCGACGCGGGCGUGCCCACGCCUGUAAGAUGUCGCCGUUGCACACUGGUGCCGGCCAUCCAAUUCCCCAAGCAGCGGCCGGGGCGCGAGCGCUGGGUUCUACAGGAGGGAAUCCGCGGUCGUUAUCGCCCGAAGCGCCGCACAAAACGCAUCCGCGGAUGUUACGCAACCUUAGAGGCGAAAGGGUCUACAUUGGCGGUGCUGCAUCCCUAUCAUUCUUGCAGUUCAUCAGGGAAACUGUCGUUCAAUAUACAGGGCCUUCAGGCUUUACUCACAACCCCAAGGUUGAUAGUAUGUUGGAAAAUGCAUCUGCCGCAACAGAUAUACCGUCGCACAGUGAGGAUGAUACUACCUUUGACGAGAAGGUGGCCUUGCUCAGAAUCUACCGUCUUGCAACCGCCGGGAUAAUUGACGUCUUAUCGGCCUCUGAAGCUAUGCAAUUGCUUGAGGAGAUAGCCAACUCAGAAGCGUCCCUUCACAGCUCUAGGGUGGCUGUUGCAGAUCUUAUCCUUGCAAUUGGGGCCCAAUGUCCCAAGACAAGUACCUCUGUUUCCCAGAAAGAGAAGUUUUUCUUUACUCGUGGGCAGAAGCGCGCCUUUGCGGGUAUGCUAGAAGAUCCAAACUUAGAACUGGUCUGGGCUUUUCUCCUCAUGGCAUUCUAUAUGCUCGGUGCAUGUCGAAGAAAUGCAGGUUUCAUGUAUUUGGGAGUGGCCACUCGAGCUGCUGUCGCCCUUGGCCUUCACCAUGAAGACUCUUAUGCAUGUCUCACCCCUGUCGACCGACAACGAAGGCUGAAAACCUGGAUGAGCCUAUGUGUCUUGGACUUGCUUGUGAGUUCAAUCCUUGGACGGCCAUCGGCAACAUUGUCGCUGCGUUCGGAGCUGGGAGACGGUUUGGUUUCAAUGAUAGAACCGAAUGAUAGAGCUCAGGUUCGCCUUCUAGCUUCAUAUGCAAUAACUGAUUUAAUGGAUACCGUCACCAGCGAAUUAUAUGGUCAAAAGGCGGUUUCUACCGACGCAGCCGAAGAAUUUCUCCGAAAACUAGAUCGCUGGAGCAAGGAACUUCCUGAUGCUAUGCGCACCGCAUCCCCUAAUCUUAACCGACCAGAGGAACAAGAGCAUACUUUAGGGAGCAUACAGGUUGCUUGUUUCUAUUACUUUGCAACUAUGUUGGCUACCCGUCCAUUUCUAAUUUCAACCCUUACUGCUCGUCUGGUUCGAUCACAGGGUGGUCUUUCAAGUGAACCACCUACUCCAACCGCUCGAGAAGACCCCACGCAUGCAAAACUGGCAUCAGCAUGCGUUGACUCUGCUGUGUACCUCAUACAAGCCUGCCAGGAUGCCCGUAAAGCUAAUUUAUUCCUCGCUAAUAUGUGUAUAAUGACGGCGCUUGUAUUUGCUGCUGCUCUUGUUCUCGGGUUCGCCAUGUUCGCCAAAAAUAAGCCAGACCCUGAGGUUGAAGCUGCUUUCGCUAGCGCGAAAGAUAUACUCGACAUAUUCAGCCUCCUGUCGGCCCAAGCUGCACAUUACUUUGAGAUCCUUGUACUGUUGUCGAACGCAGUUAACGAGCAACGGCAACGACUCGCGUUGCAGCCAAAGCGAAACAAAAGUCCCUAUGUUGGCCGCAUAUUCAGUUUGAUUCCCCCUGAGACGGAAGCAUUUAGCACCAACCGUUCGGCCGACAUUGACCCAGACGUUAUGCCCUCAAUUGCUUCUUCUGGUGAAGCCGGUGAUCCCCAUAAUAGCUGGGGUUCUCCCACCUUUCUUCCCGAAACUCCGGUCCAAGCCCUGGAAGAGGGAGGAGGAGGAGGAGGAGGAGGAGGAGAAGAAGAAGAAGAAGAAGAAGAAGAAGAAGAAGAAGAAGAAGAAGAAGAAGAAGAAGCAUUCUUUGGGUGGGAUAGCUUACAUUUACCCGUAUGGGACAACUUUCCGUUCCUGACAGACCCAUUCAUUCCGGCCGGUGAUUAA